CAGCCCAUGCUGUACCGGUCAGCAGAAUGCCUUAAAAUAAAGAAGCAGCACUAAAUAAGGACAUUCGUCGCGCUAAAUGUUGGAAUUAAUGCAAUGAAGAAAAUGGGGGACUUGGAAUCCGGUUUUGAGGAAAUGCAGGGUGUAAGGCUUGGGUAUUUGGUUAUCAAAGGCAAACAGAUGUUUGCCCUCUCUCAAGUCUUCACCGACCUCUUGAAAAAUAUUCCGCGGACUACUGUACACAAACGAAUGGACCAUUUAAACGUGACGAAGCAUCACUGUGAUCUGGAGGAACUUCGAAAGCUCAAAGCAAUAAAUUCUAUAGCUUUCCACGCAGCUAAAUGCACUCUGAUUUCAAGAGAGGACGUUGAGGCACUAUACUUUUCAUGUAAAACUGAGCGCGUAUUGAAAUCAAACAAAAGAAGGGAAAAGACAAAACAUGCCUCGGAAAAAAUGUGCGACGGUAAAAAUCACACAGCUGCCAAAAGUGACUUUUGGAGAGAGAAAGUUUGGUUGAGUUUGCAUGGCGUUCCACAGACUUUUUCAUUCAAAAAUAAAGCUGUUCGUCAGGACCCUGCCCCUCGCACUCACUCAAAUCUACCUCAAAUUUACAGUAAAUCCUUCGCCCGUGACUUUCAACCGGUCACGAAGUCGGCAUCUACAACCUUUAAAAACUAUGAAACAGAUCAAAUACCUGACAAUUAUGUAGCUUUUAACCAGAAACAUACGUUUUUUCGGCACGUUGUGAAUCGGCAACCGCUGAUCUAUCAGUCCGCCAUUGCAGCGCAGGCGAAGCACCAAGGCAACGCAGAUCUACUUUACAAAAGGAAGAGGAAGCGCGAGAGCUGCGCGAGGCAGUUUUGGUCGAGGAGCAAACGCAGCCAUCCGGUUUUGGUCGUCCCGAAGUGCUGUAAACCAAAAGUUCCCCACGGAUCUUUGAGCCAGUUUCAUCACAUCGAGCAUGGAUUAUACGUUGAUCCUCGGCAUUCUGGACAUUAUCAGGAAAGCUGUAGCAGCGAUACGGAAUCUAGCUCCAUUUCAGAACGGGUGAACAACGAUUCGGAUUUCGGGUCCAGUUUCUCUACCACCAGCAACUCCGGGACUUCAGAUGAGGAGGAGGAGGAGGAUGACUCCCUGUCGGACUCUUCGGAUGUCAGUAGCGACGAAGAGAGUUCCUCUCAGUCUGAUUCCAGCUCUGUAUCCAGUCAAGUUUCAGUACAGAGUAUUCGUUUCAGGCGUGCAAGGUUCUCAAGUCUCAACACUAAAGCACCUCUGCUCUUACAGCCAACUUUUCACUACAGGCCUAAUGUGCAGACCAUACCUACUAACCAAGGAGUAAAGACAAAUUUGGAUUGUGAAAGAGCAGGCAAAACACAAAAAUCGGACUUCACAUCCUCCAGGGACACACACAGGGAUGAUGAUACCGCAAACGUGCAGAAGUUUUGCCCGGUGCGGACCUGUUUCCCAGAUUUAAGAGAAAAUGAGGGCUCUGAAGCACCAUCUCGCCUUGAAUUUGAAUUUUUAAAUGAUCCAAAGACAACAGACUCUGUCGCUAACAAAAUUAAAGAUAAUGGGCUCACACCUAAUGCAAAUGGAAACAAGGCGUUUCCCCAACAACGAAUACCGGGUUCUGCAAACAAAUGCUCCCAAGCCUCCCACUGUGUUCAGGACAAAGAAAUAACGGUUUGUAAGUCUUCUGACAGCAAUCUUUCAUUAGCAGCAAAUUCCAGGAGGGAAGCAAAAACUUCCCUCAAACUGCCUUCACCUCUAAAACCUAUCAAAACAGAGGCCGAGGAGCUCAUCUCUACCUCAGGCUUUAACAAUGAGGGCAACCGGAAAGUAAAAACGCCACCAUUUUUACUCAACAACGUGAAGAUUAAAGUCGAGGACACCUUUGACGAAUAUGAAUAUGCAAAGUAUCCCCUGGAAUAUCAAUGUAAGGUUAACGACUCUGAUGGUCAGCGCAUCAGUUAUUAUUUUAAGGAAACGGACCGCUGCAACGCCACCGAGAGCUCUGUUCAAAAACACCCUCCCUGUUACGAGGAAUCAAGAAGCACUUUAAACACUCCUUGUUCCGAGGAAGGGGAAUGCAAAAAUGGGGCAAGGGUCAGAAAAAACUACAAGACAAUGCUUCUGGGUAAGAAAGCCGAGAGUGUGAGGACAUCCGCGAAAUCGGUUGCAAAAGUUGACCGGAGCCCCCGUUCUGCCGGAAAAUUCGCAAGCAACGAGGGAUCGAAUGAAGACUGUGCAGGCGCGAGCAAACGCAAACGAGCGAGCGCAAAUGUAGCAUCUCUGAAAAAGCCUUUCAGAUUCAUGGCGAACUUUCCCUGUCCGCCGUCUCUUGUUCUUGGCAGCGAUGGAGAUUUGAGUCCCGCUUACUCUUUGAACUCUUUAAGAAGUAACCAACUGCCGCAUCGUUCUCACCCAGUGUGGGGAUGGCAGCUCGGUCAUUCAGUUGUUCCUCCCCCUCCAAGCCACAAAUUCAGGAAAGCCUCUGUUAUCCCUUGAACUGUUGUUUUGAGCUCGGGGGAAAUGUCUUAAACAAGCACUGAUUCCCGCAUAAAUUGUUUUGUUUUCAUCGUUGCUUUUAAUGCAGGUCUCUGGCCUGUUGUUAUGAAGCGCACACGGUUCCUCAUAAAACACAGGCUGGUCUGUUCAUCGAGGUUUGGGACUCGGGAAUAUACGGAGGUAUUUAUAAUAAGCUGGGCUGGCAAAAACGUUUGAUUUCAAAAUAUUUCAAAAUGAUUGACAUUGUGGAGCGGUUUGUGACCUGAAGGACAAGACUCCAAUGGAGCAAAUGUUGGCUCAUUUUGCAGGCAGGGUUAAAACCAUCUCUCUUAAGGAUGGCGUUACAAUGAUUAUCAGGUCUGUCUCAACUAAAAUGCUGGUUUUGUUUUUAAAACAUCUGACUUUGUCGGUAUAUUUUGGGCCAUUUUUUUUGUAUUUUCCCUCUAUGCUUCAUUUACAUACUGUAUUUCUGGAUUACUGUUGGCCGAUGAUCCAUAUCCUUCAUAUUUAUUCAUUUUAAUGGUGCUCCCCAAUUGCUGGUUCCUGGUUGUGUUCACUCACACGCAGCACACCAUUACUCUCACGGUAGGCCCAACACAAUGGCCCACUAACUGACAAUCAAGAGCUGUUUGAUUUUGCACGAUGUAAUAGAGGGAAAACACCAAAUCGAUCUCCUUCUAUUGGACAUUCAUAGCUUAAGGUAUAGAACAUAAAGCACAAAUUUACCAUGCAUUGCACUUUGCUAAUGCCCAUUAAGGUGAAUUAGUGUUGUGUUUUUAUUGUUCGAUUUUCUUCCCCAAAAGAGCCAUCGCAAGUUAACCCAAAAACCAUUUUAAAAUCUCUAAUUAUUAAUGUGGUGCUAUUUUUCAAUAUGUUUGCUUUUAAUAGGAGAUUUUGUUGAUCGUUCUUAUUGUAAAUGGUGCCGAUAGCGACCUGCCUACCUGCAUACAUACAGCUGCAAACAAUAUCGUUUUACAUACGUGACGAAAUCAAAGAAAAAGACCUCGUCAGUGGAAUAUACACACAUUCUGGUCAGAGUAUACUAAAUGUUUUUUUUCUCUUUGACUCAAGUAGCCUUGUUCUUUUCUUUGAUUGUAUUUUACUUCAAUAGGCCUGUUUUCCAAGGAUAUGGAUUACCUUGGCACUCGAAAGUGUAACUUAAAAAAAAUAUUCAAGUGUUAACAUGGUGUUCAACUACUAGAGUACCCUGCCCCAUAUAAAUGCCUUGUGAUGAAUGUA
Molecule: messenger RNA, 3744 nt
Organism: Pimephales promelas (fathead minnow)
Lineage: Eukaryota; Metazoa; Chordata; Actinopteri; Cypriniformes; Leuciscidae
Gene: skida1
Product: SKI/DACH domain containing 1
Source: RefSeq, a predicted model, not a curated record